Messenger RNA from Rhea pennata, 1369 nucleotides. RefSeq names its product programmed cell death 5 (gene PDCD5). NCBI's taxonomy places the organism in Eukaryota, Metazoa, Chordata, Aves, Rheiformes, Rheidae. The coding region runs from base 24 to 404 and encodes 126 amino acids. The record is from RefSeq and is a predicted model, not a curated record. Gene Ontology annotation, molecular function: DNA binding. Gene Ontology annotation, cellular component: nucleus; cytosol. The transcript has 6 exons.
GCCUGCGCGAGCCGCCCGCAGCUAUGGCGGACGAGGAGCUGGAGGCGCUGCGGCAGCAGCGCCUCGCCGAGCUGCAGGCCAAGCACGGGGAUCCUUCUGGUGAUCCAUCGCAACAAGAAGCAAAACAGAGGGAAGCAGAGAUAAGAAAUACGAUUUUAGCUCAAGUCCUAGAUCAAGCAGCUCGUGCAAGAUUAAGCAAUUUGGCACUUGUGAAACCAGAUAAAGCAAAAGCAGUGGAGAAUUAUCUUAUACAGAUGGCAAGAUUUGGACAACUACCUGGAAAGGUGUCAGAACAGGGUUUGAUAGAAAUACUUGAAAAAGUGAGUCAGCAAACAGAAAAGAAAACAACGGUAAAGUUCAACAGAAGAAAAGUAUUGGAUUCUGAUGAAGAGGAGGAUUAUUAAAUACACUGUAGGACUGUCUGCCAAACAACUUGCCUGAAAAAAAGGCAUUAUACUGUAUCAGGCAGAAUGAAAGAUCUGAAAAUGUUUACGUUUCUUUACUUUUUUUUUUAUAUACAUAAAGGCCAACAAGUGAAUGUGUCUUGAAAAAUAGAUCUGAGAAGGGGAUUUUAUAAUUUACACUGCAAAAAUUUAAGAGCCCUGAGCAGUGUGGAGUUCCCCACUGCUUCCUUAUCAUGAACAUUUUGUUGCCCCUUACUCAGUGUGUAAGCUAUGCUUUCAGCACUUGCACACCCUUAACUUUCUGUUAUUGGAGAUAGAGAUACCAUAAGAUCAGGAGCCAAAGUACAAAGUUGGGAACAACUAGAAGUUUAAAGACUUACCUCCAAGUAAAAAUCACUGAAGAUCAGUUUUAAGCAAGAUUUUUCUGAGUCCAUGAAGGAAUCCUAUCCAGCAGCUCACUGGUUCUUGAGUCUUUACUGGAAAUCUAGAAAAUAGUGUUUGGUAUCAAAGUACUGACGAGCGGAGUUUGGACCAGAGGAUUUCUUAUCAGGCAGUCUGUGUAAAGAAACUGCAACUAGCAUGUAACUGAACUGUUCCCCCAUGAAAUAAUCAAGUUAUCUCAAAACAAAGCAAGUUAAAGUUUAGUGUGUAAUGCAGCACUGUUCAGACACUUGGUAUCGUAUGUUUUCUAAACUACCUCCAUUUUUAUCAAAUGGCUGGAGUGUUUCUUAUUUUGAGAGAGAAAAAGACAGUUUAGCUAGAUUCUCUAACUCCUGCAUGCAUAAAAUAAAACUGAAUUUGUGCUAUAGCUUUAUUCAAAGAUAUGGUUAUAGAAAUACAUAGGAUAAAUACUGUAACAUUGUGUCAGACAUUCUACCACUAGAAAACACUUUCCUGACAUCACCUGAGAAGCGUGUGAUUCAAAAUGCAAUGUUUUGGGGACAGAAUAAAAUUGCUUAAAAUGA